AUGUCAAGAGAACUCUUGUCUUUUACCGUCACAUUACCAAAGAAUGAAGUAAAUGCUGACGAUGGAAAUGCAAUUUUCAAAUUAACAGAAUUUACAUUUAUGUUAGCAGCAGUAAAUAAAAUCUUCACACUUAACAUUGUCCGGAACUUUCUUUUCGCAAGACAUCAUUCAAAUACGGAAGUGGAGAAUAAGAAAACCAUGCUUAGUAAAGUAACUGUGUGGUAUUCUACUUAUACUGCUUGGGAUUUAGACUUGACGGAAAAAUCUUGA
Molecule: messenger RNA, 270 nt
Organism: Clunio marinus
Lineage: Eukaryota; Metazoa; Arthropoda; Insecta; Diptera; Chironomidae
Source: the annotation of a GenBank genome assembly